Linum tenue is the source of this 1420-nucleotide messenger RNA. NCBI's taxonomy places the organism in Eukaryota, Viridiplantae, Streptophyta, Magnoliopsida, Malpighiales, Linaceae. The record is from the annotation of a GenBank genome assembly.
UUACAAAAGCAACCAAAAAGUCACUUUCCUUCCUUCCUCUCUCCCCUCCAUCCUCCAUUUUACCACCACCACAAAGGACCAUUCCCCUCCUAUAAAAAGAGAGGGGCACCAAACCAAACCCCCAACCAACCCAAAAAACAAACAUUAAACCUCUCUCUCUCUCUCUCUCUCUCUCUCUCUCUCUCUCUCUCUCCCUCCACCUCUUCAAACCUCCUUCUCAUCUCCCACUUCCUCCUCAACCAUGGUGAUGCAAACCAGCCUGAGAGAAUCCAUGAACGCCAGAAGCAUCGGCUCCCCGAACUGCGGGGAGACGAUGGUUCUGGCCCACGGGUACGGGGCGGACCAGUCUGCUUGGGACGACGUCCUCCCCGGUCUCGCGGCCCACUACCGGGUCGUGGUCUUCGACUGGAGCUUCUCCGGCGCCGUGAAGGACCCGAACUUCUUCGACCCGGACAGGUACGCCACGUACGAGGGCUUCGCCAGCGACCUGGUUGGGCUCAUCGACGAGAUGGGCCUGGAAUCCGUCGUCUUCGUGGGCCACUCCAUGUCCGGGAUGGUCGGAUGCAUUGCUUCUGUCAAACGGCCCGAGCUCUUCAGCCGCCUGGUGCUCGUCGGCGCUUCUCCUAGAUACAUGAACAGCGACGACUACGAAGGAGGCUUCGGGCAGUCGGACAUCGAGGACCUAAUGAACAACAUCGAGACCAACUUCCCCAACUGGGCCCAGGCCUUCGCCGCGAUGGUCGUCGGCGGGGACCAGCCAUCCACCGCCGUCGAGAAGUUCGCCGGGUCCCUGCGGCGGAUCAGGCCGGAGGUGGCGCUGGCCGUCGCCAAAACUGUCUUUUACUGUGACUAUAGGGAGCUGUUGGGAAAGGUCUCGACUCCGACCACCAUCGUGCAAACGACACGUGACGUGGCAGUGCCGACGUCGGUGGCUUACUUUAUCCAGGAGAAGAUCAGGGGGAAAUCGACGGUGGAGAUCGUUGAUACUGACGGCCAUUUCCCUCAUCUGACCGCACCGAAUGAGUUGCUCGAUGUGCUUGGUGGAGUUCUUGGGUUUGAAGCUAAUUGACAAAAGGAUUGGAUCAGAAUGUUCAUUAUACAAUAAAAAGUUAUAUAUAUGUUAUGUUUAAUUAUACUAGCUAGCUGGGUUGUUUUUUUUUUUUUUGGUUUUUGGUUUUGGGGUGUGUUUGGUUGGUUGUGGGUUCUGUUGUUAAUUACUUAUUAGGGUUUUUUUUUUUUUUUAUAAAUAGAGAGCAAGGUAUGGGUGAUGUAUUAGAUAAAUAAUGAUCCAUCCUAGGAGAUUGUUUGUAGAAUUACAUGGGUAAUUAUUUGGGAUCACUUGAUUACCAUUGGAUUUUAGAGAGGGAGAUUGUGUUUGGUUUUGGAUUUGAUGUUGUGGGUUUGAUAUGUAGAAAUGUUU